Molecule: messenger RNA, 1239 nt
Organism: Papaver somniferum (opium poppy)
Lineage: Eukaryota; Viridiplantae; Streptophyta; Magnoliopsida; Ranunculales; Papaveraceae
Exons: 2
Coding region: 378-1142 (254 amino acids)
Source: RefSeq, a predicted model, not a curated record
AUAGAAAGCGGUAGAGAAAUAGAAAGUCCGAUAGCCUGUAAAUUGAGGAAGAAGAGAUAGUCGAGAGCCAAGCGAGGUGAUGGCAACAAAACGCCUUAGAAGUUUCAAAGAUAGUGAAGAAGAUGAACCUAAGGCACAGAAAAGAAUGGAGAUUACUAGUCAUAGUAACGAGCAACAACGAAAACCUAAUUUUCCUCCCGAAAUGGUUUUGGAGAUAAUCAACAGAGUUCCAGUUAAGUCGGUGAUCAGAUUUGGCAGCAUAAGUAAAUACUGAUGGAUAUGUUAGGUUUCAUGGAUUUGGAUUUGAUCCGAUUAGCAAGGAAUAUAAGUGCGUCAUUAUCUUUAGCAGUAGUGCUACUGUUGAUCUGUUUAAAUGCAUGAUGGUGUUUACUCUGGGGACAAGUUGUUGGAGAAAAAUUGAAAUCCCUAACCCUCCUAUUUUACUAUGUGGUGAUCAUGUUUACAAAGCAGCCAUCUCUUCUGGUGGUGUUCUUUAUUGGGGAACAACUGGAGAAUCUCGUGAUAUGAUUUCGUUCGACCUCCACAGCGAGAAAUUUCAAGUCUUUCAAAUCCCUUCUGAGUGCAUUCUUUCCUCAACUGAACAGCAGCAACAAGCAGUGAUAGUACGGCAUCUUAAGUUUAAAGGAUCAUUGUGUGUUGCACGUCUAGAAAAGACAUCAGGAACAAGUCAGAACAAUUGUAAGGUUCACUUAUAUACAUUGGAUGAUAGAAGUAAGAGUAUAUGGACCAAAAAGACUUUACUUCUUUCUCUUCGGCCACCUCCCUGCAGCUAUGACAGUUUUCAUGUUAUGGGCUUCAAUGAUAAGGUUUUACUUUACUGGUUCGACGGGGGAAACUUUCACUUCUACGAUCUUCACAGGGAAAAGGAUUUCAAGGUUGUAAGAUUCUCUUGUGGUACUGUCUUUGAGAAGGAUCCCAAUUGUGGUCUUUUUGAUUAUCAGCUAUGCACUCAUGUAGAGAAUUGUCUCUCUUUAAAAACAUUUGUGCCAGAAGGGGCACACCAAUUCCGAGCUGAAACUCUAAAAGCCAUCAUAGAGGAAAGACCUAGAAGACCUGGAGGAAUCUUGCGAGUAUCUGCCCCGAAACAAACACCGGUAGCUUUAUGUUUUCUAUUUGAUUAGUUUCCGUUACUCAUUGUUUAUUUGUAUGUCUAUCUUGGUUGUUGUUCAUAGUGCAUUUUGCUUCACCUGAUACAAUUUAGUGUGAAAAUUUCUCUUA